AUGGCUGUUUCUCUCCAACACUCUAUCUUUACCUCCAUCCCUCCAAAAUUCUUUUUCUCCUCCUCCUCUCUCCUUUCUCCCUCUUUCCUCGAUCUCUAUCAUUUCUCUUGCUAUUUCUUCACUAACCUAUCACUCCUUCCCAUUUUUCUUUUUCUUUCUUUUUCCUUCUUUCUUUCUUUUUUCUUUCUUUCUUUCUUUUCUUUCUCCAUUCUUUCUUUCUUUCUUUUCUUUCUUUUUACUUCCCUCCAAACACCCUUCCAGAGUUCUCUAGUCAUAAUUUCUCUCCUCCUCCUCUCUCCUCGCUCUCUAUCACUUUCUCUUGCUCUUUCUUCACUAAUCUAUCACUCUUCAUCCUUUCUUUUUUUUUCCUUUUUCUUUCUUUCUUUCUUUCUUUCUUUCUUUCUUUCUUCUAAAACACCCAUCAAGAUUUUAUUCUGCUAUCCUUUCUUUCUUAAACAACUUUUCUUCACUAAUCUAUCACUCCUACACCCCUCCCCUCCUUCCUUCACUUUCUUUCUUUUCUUCACUAAUCUUUCACUCGCAUCUUUCUUUCUUUCUUUCUUUCUUUCUUUCUUUUCUCCUGAAACACCCAUCAAGAUUUUAUUCUGCUAUCCUUUCCAGUUUCUAAACAACAAUUUCAUUUCUCUUGCUCUUUCUUCACUAAUCUAUCCUCCUCUUCCUUCCUUCCUUUCUUUCUUUCUUUCUUUUUUUUCUUUCUUUCUUUCUUUCUUUCUUUCUUUCUUUCUUUCUUUCUUUCUUAUGAGACAUUCUUCCAGAUUUUAUUCUGCUAUCCUUUCCCGUUUUCUCAACAAUAAUUUUAGUUUCUCUCCUCCUCCUCUCUCUCCCGCUCCCUCCCCCUCGAUCUCUAUCCCUUUCUCUUCUUAUUUCUUCACUAAUCUAUCACUGGCUUCCAUUCUUUCUGUCUUUCUUUCUUUCUUUCUUUCUUUCUUUCUUCUGAAACACCCAUCAAGAUUUUAUUCUGCUAUCCUUUCCCGUUUUCUAAACAACAAUUUCAGUUUCUCUCCUCCUCCUCUCUCUCCUACUCCCUCUCCCUCGAUCUCUAUCACUUUCUCUUGCUCUUUCUUCACUAAUCUAUCACUCGCUUCCUUCCUUCCUUUCUUUCUUUCUUUCUUUCUUUCUUUCUUUCUUUCUUUCUUUCUUCUAAUACACACAUCAGAUUUUAUUCUGCUAUCCUUUCCAUUUCUCUCCUCCUCUUUUUCUCUCCCUCUCCCUCCAUGUCUAUCACUUUCUGUCGUCCUUUCUUCACAAAGCUCUCACUCCACUACUCUGCUUCAUACUUUCUUUCUUUUUUCUGUCUUUUUAUUUAAUAAAAUAGACCUUGUUUGA
Molecule: messenger RNA, 1347 nt
Organism: Acanthosepion pharaonis
Lineage: Eukaryota; Metazoa; Mollusca; Cephalopoda; Sepiida; Sepiidae
Source: the annotation of a GenBank genome assembly